Molecule: messenger RNA, 1272 nt
Organism: Diuraphis noxia (Russian wheat aphid)
Lineage: Eukaryota; Metazoa; Arthropoda; Insecta; Hemiptera; Aphididae
Source: RefSeq, a predicted model, not a curated record
AUGGGGAAACCGCAAUACAAUCAGGCAUUUUGGUCUGAAUGGCUGAAGGACAAACUAUUUUUAGAUUGGUUGUCCGAGUAUGAAGGCGAUCCAUUAAAAGCAUUUUGCAAAGUCUGUUGUUGCCAAAUAAGGGCCAAAAGAGCUGAUUUAAUAAACCACAGAAACACUAAAAAACACGAAACGGCCAGUGGAGCUAUUCGUUUACAUGCACCAGGCAGUAUAAAAUUAAUAAAACUUAACAAUAAGACAAACCAUGCUGAAGCGGCAAUUGCUUUAUUUGUAAGUGCCCAUUGCUCUAUUUUAUCCUCUGACCAUUUAGGAGAGUUAUGUAAGUUGCAAUUUUCUGGAGCACAUGCAGAUAAUAUUCAUCUCCAUCGCACAAAGCGCACUGCAAUAAUCAAUAAUGUUCUUUGCCCAUACUUUGAGCUAAAAUUAAAAGACGAUAUUGGGAAUAACAAAUAUAGUAUUCUUGUUGACGAAUCAACUGACAUAUCAGUUACAAAGUUUCUGGGAAUUGUCAUUAUAUAUUAUAGCACCUUAAAAAGAACCAUAGUAACAACUUUUUUAGGAUUGGAAGAACUUAUGGAAGGUAACGCUUUAGCUAUUGUUAAUGCUAUAAAGUCUUGUUUAAAAAAAUAUUCUUUAAACAUAAAGAAUAUGAUAGGCCUAGGAACAGACAAUGCGAGUGUUAUGAUAGGAGUCAACAACGGAGUACACAAAUUACUGAAAGAUGAAAAUCCAUACAUUGUCCUUAUUAAAUGUGUAUGUCAUUCUUUAAAAUUAGCUACAUCUCAUGCAGUUUCUGAAAAUACAUCAACUCUUAGACAGCAAGCAUAUUAUAAAGAGUUAUUUACAACUUUAAAUGAUGGAUGUGAACCUUUAAAGAUUGUGCAAGCAUCAAACACUCGUUGGCUUUUCAUUGAAGUGGCAGUUUCUCGGGUAAUAGCCCAAUGUGAAGAAAUAGAAAAUACUGAAACUCAAUGGCGGAAAAUAAAUUUGGUUUCGUGGAAACAUACAAAUUCAUCUAUCGAUUUUUGGACUGAAGUCAAAGAAUUUAAAGAUGCAGCACAAUGUUAUAUAUUUAAAGAAUUAGCUAAUUUUUCUUUGACAGUUCUGUGUUUGCCAUGGUCCAACGCUGCUGUUGAAAGAAUUUUUAGCCAAAUGAACAUUGUAAAGUCAAAAGCAAGAAAUAAAAUAGCUGCGUUACCCCAGCACCCGUACUUUCGAAAUCAUGAAUUGUUGUUGAAACAUGAAUUUUCAUGUUUGAAAUAA